Messenger RNA from Effrenium voratum, 1495 nucleotides. The record is from the annotation of a GenBank genome assembly. NCBI's taxonomy places the organism in Eukaryota, Dinophyceae, Suessiales, Symbiodiniaceae.
GUUCGAGUCUCGCAGUAAGCUCUUCAAGCUGCCAUGAGCGCGGCAUGCUGGCGCAACUUCAUAGCAACAGGCCUGCCGAGCUCUUUGUCUUUGCUGACGCUUUUGGAAGAUGCCGAGGCCCGGCGCUUCUUGCUUCUGAGCGCGGCCUUUGUUAGCAUCAUGCAGAUCAGCGCGAUCAUCGAGGAGUAUAUUUACGUGGAACUGCCAGGCUUCGAUGGCUUCUACUGGACCGUGGCAUUGGUGGAGCUGGCCAUUUUCGCGAUCUCUGCUUGGCUGGCACGGUGGAAGGAGUUUGGCCUUUUCGGUGCCCUACGACAACCAGUCGUGGCGCCUAUGAGGCUUUACGUGGCCAUGGCUGUGCUACUGGGCCUAUCGCAGGGUCUGGGAAAGGUCACCUUCAGGUACAUGAACUACGCCACGAAUACCAUCAUUAAGAGUGCCAAGCUGGUGCCCACUCUGCUCAUCUCGGUGCUUUGGUUGAGACGAAAGAUCUCCCUGCCUGAAUGGGCAGCUGCAGUGCUGCUGGUUACAUCCACUGCGCUCUUCUCCCUUGGGGAGAAGGCAGCGACACCGAGUUUCAAUCCGGCAGGCUUGGGUAUUGCUGCCGUGCAGCUGCUGUUUGCAGCUUUGCAAGGCAACCUGCAGGAAAAGGCUCUCAAAGAUCAUGGAGCCCCUAUCAGCGAGGCCCUCGCCUACAGCAACCUUAUGGGUGUUUUUGUGGUUAUGGUGGGCGUGCAGGUGUCCGGCGAGAUGGGUCCAGCCUUGUCCUUCUUCGGUAGCUCCCCGUUGGCGCUGGGCCUCUUGCUCCUCCGCUCCUGUACCUUUUUCCUCGGAGCGCUUGCUCUGAUAGCUCUUACAAAGGAGUAUGGAACCGGAGCGGCCACGGCUGUCGGCACAGCCCGCAAGUCGCUCACUGUGCUUCUAUCCUUCCUCAUUUUUCCGAAGCCAUUUCAUGUGAAUUAUGUCCUGGGCACGCUUGCAUUUGUCCUUGCAGACAUCAUCUAUCUUCAGGUGAGUUCUGCUCGAGCAGCUGCGCGCAGCAAGGUCUCAGCUGAUGUGGAGCCCAACGAUCUUGGUCUACCCAGGCCUGGGAAGGACAAGGAGAACUAUGCCAAGGAUGAUGUCUGAUCGCUUUGUGUGCUCUCGGCCUAAGGCUCGAGGCACUGUCUGAAGCCAAAAGUUGUAUCAGACAGUCAAGCCACUUUGGAUUUGCCACAGUUGUGUAACCACCGCCGCAAUGCCUUUGUACAGUGCUCAUUGCACUGUUCUGCAUUCAAUCAUGUUGGGUGGUCUCACCAAGUUCAUCCGAAUAGGUUGGGCAUCCAAGUGGCUGCGAUGGACAUCGCGUUGUGAUAUUCUUUCACACCCUGUAACUCUGCAUUCGGGGGAGGCGGCGCAAAUGCUUGGCGAGAAAAAGCUUCUUCAUGCCAGCACUAAGCCCAGCUGUUCUUAGCUUGCCAGCAUUGCUCGAGCUUCUCAAGAACAGAAGAAGCGC